Phyllopteryx taeniolatus (common seadragon) is the source of this 2202-nucleotide messenger RNA. RefSeq names its product immunoresponsive gene 1, like (gene irg1l). Gene Ontology annotation, molecular function: lyase activity. The record is from RefSeq and is a predicted model, not a curated record. The transcript is spliced from 6 exons. Bases 52 to 1539 code for a protein of 495 amino acids. Lineage: Eukaryota; Metazoa; Chordata; Actinopteri; Syngnathiformes; Syngnathidae.
CAAAGCUGCUGCAUCAAGAAAAAAACUUGGAAGACACACCUGACUGAAGCCAUGAGCUCCAUCCUACAGAAAGGCAUCAGACCAAUGUGGGUUGUCAGAGGACUGCACAAGUCUGCAGUGGAGGUCUUGAAGUACCCCACCCAUGAGGACACGGUCACGGCGACUUUUGGAAAGUUCAUCAGUGAAGUGAAGCCUCAACACUUGUCCCCUGUGGUCCUUCAUCGCAGCAAGAGGAUGGUGCUGGACAGUAUUGGAGUUGGUCUCAUUGGCAGCACAACAGAUGUCUUUCAACUGGCACUGCAGCACUCCCAGCUCAUGUACGCUCAUCAUGACGUCAGCUCUGUCUACGGACCCGAGGGCAUCAAGCUCUCGCCAACACUGGCAGCUUUUGUCAACGGUGUGGCGACUCACGCCAUGGACUUUGAUGAUACAUGGCACCCUGCCACUCAUCCCUCAGGAGCUGUGCUUCCUGCUGUGCUGGCUCUCAGCGACAUGAUGCCUGCCGACGGCAAACCCAGUGGCCUGGACUUCCUGCUGGCUUUCAAUGUUGGCAUUGAGAUCCAGGGACGUCUCAUGAGGUUCUCUAAUGAGGCCCAUAACAUUCCCAAGAGGUUUCACCCUCCCAGUGUGGUGGGGACAAUGGGAAGUGCAGCAGCCUGUGCUAGCCUCUUGUCGCUGACUCCAUCCGAGUGCAGUCAUGCCUUAGCCAUUGCUGCGUCUCUCUCUGGAGCCCCGAUGGCUAACGCUGCAACUCAGUCCAAACCCAUGCACAUAGGCAAUGCCUCCCGCCUGGGGAUGGAGGCUGCUAUACUGGCCUCUCAAGGACUUCAGGCAAGCCGGCUUGUCCUGGAUGCUGUGGAAGGAGUUGCUGGUUUCAAUGCUUUCUACAAAGACUACAAGCCACAGCAUUUGAAAUCACCUAACGAUGGUGACCAUGUAUUCUUGCUAGAAGAGCAGGAUAUAGCUUUCAAGCGCUUCCCUGCACAUCUGGGCAUGCACUGGGUGGCAGACGCUGCGGCCUCAGUGCACAAGCACCUUGUGGGCUUUGGUCCUGGCACUGUGUCUUCGGCUCACAUUCAGGCCAUCCUUCUCAGAGUUCCCAACUCAAAAUACAUAAACAGGGCUUUCCCAGAGUCGGACCACCAGGCCCGCCAUUCUUUCCAGUUCAACGCUUGCAGUGCUCUCUUGGAUGGUGAGGUGAAAGUGCAGUCCUUCAGCCCUGCAGCCAUGGCUCGUGCUGAGCUCCUCCAGUUGCUGAGGCGUGUCCGUGUGGAGCAUCCCUAUGACAACCCUGCCAAUUUCGAUGGCAUGUAUGGUGAAGUCCAAGUAGCACUUGUCGGGGGAGACAUUCUGAGAGGGCGCUGCGACACAUUUUAUGGUCACUGGCGCAAACCACUAACCGAUGAGAGCCUGCGAAAGAAGUUCAGGAAUAAUGCAGGGGCUGUGCUUCCCGAAGAUAAAGUUGAGAGACUGAUUCAAAUAGUGCAAGAGAUGGAAAAACUCAACGACUGUACGCCCCUUCUCUCACAACUGCAGUGAAAAUACAGGAUUACAGCUGAUAGUGACUCACCUAUGGAGUCUUGUGAAACAAUAUGCAUCCAAUGUACAUUAUACUUUGCGAUGGAGCAAAAAAAAAAAAGAGAAGUAGUGAAGAAGUAUGUAUAUGCACAUAGAAUGUCACAGUAUCAAUAUCGUAUAUAUCUGCUCAUCAUUUUACUUGCUUUACUUCAUAGUUUAUCCCAAACAAUGAACUAUUUAUGUUAAGUACUGAAAUAAAAAAAACUGAUUCUAUUAAUAAAGCUAUUAAAUAAAGCCUUCAGCCGCUCUGCCUUUAUUUCCGCAAACACACUGUGCCUGUUUUCUGCGCAUUUGCAACAUAACGUCAGGGUGCAUGAUGUCGUGUUUUGUGUGCACGCGUGUCACUUUGUGGGUUCAUUCCGUCCACCUUUGAAGUCAGAUUUGCUUUUGUAAUGUGAACGACUACACAGAAAGAUUGGAUUUAACAAAUGAUCUGCAUUGGACAUCAUGCCCUGCAGUGUGAACGUAGCUCUAAAAUUGUUUAUCAGUUUAUUUUUGAAAGGGGACAAUGCAAUUUCAUAAAACACAUGAAGUACACAUGGUUAAAAAAGCCAGAAUUAGCCAGAAGGCUAGUUUUCAUCUGUAGUCCCCUGGCCAUGAUGUAAAAAAGCAGUAAAAUACAUC